Messenger RNA from Hyaloscypha bicolor E, 337 nucleotides. RefSeq lists its product as uncharacterized. The record is from RefSeq and is a predicted model, not a curated record. The transcript has a single exon. The coding region runs from base 50 to 337 and encodes 95 amino acids. Lineage: Eukaryota; Fungi; Ascomycota; Leotiomycetes; Helotiales; Hyaloscyphaceae.
GGUCAUUUCAUCCCAUUCCAUCUGCCCGUCAACAAAUAGCGCGACGGCCAUGGCCUAUACUCCACUCAAUAAUUCGCACAACGUCAUCCGGUUGUUACACCUUAAGCGAGCCUCGAAGGAACGGGAUGAAAUCCAAGCCCGAUCCUCGUUAGCCCUGCUUGACGAUCGACCACAGUACGAAGCUUUAUCGUACGCAUGGGGAGAUGCCAACGACACUCGUCCGGUCGAAAUCGAAGAUUGCGGCAUCCCCAUCACCAAGAACCUCUACUUAGCUCUGAAGUAUCUGCGACUCAACAAUCAGGAAAGGGUUCUCUGGGUGGAUGCACUUUACACAUAA